AUGAACGGCCAUGGAGGAGUCGUCCAUUCCAUGAGGCCUGGCGACGUCCACCCCAUUCCUUUCACUCCUGUACCAUCCAUGGGGCAAGAAUUGGGCAUUAUGUUUGGCUUCAUCUUCUUAUCGAUAGUGACCAUGCUUGUCUAUUGGUAUUUCUGGCAAGCUGCCCAAAAGCGCAACGCUGCGAUAGAAGUUGCUCGCCGUGAGGCCCUCACCGCGCAAGAGCGACUACGGCGAUCCGAGAAACAGAGGGAGCAGGGCGUGGACGAUAAUAGUGAUCAUGAUGGCUUUGCGGUACCAGGAGCUGUUGAUGGGAUGCCGAGUCGAUCGACUCGGAACGGCACGAGUGCGAAUGGGUUUGGGUUUGGCGAUGCGAUGCAGGAUUUGAUUGUUUAA
Histoplasma capsulatum G186AR is the source of this 393-nucleotide messenger RNA. RefSeq lists its product as uncharacterized. The record is from RefSeq and is a predicted model, not a curated record. NCBI's taxonomy places the organism in Eukaryota, Fungi, Ascomycota, Eurotiomycetes, Onygenales, Ajellomycetaceae. The transcript has 2 exons. The coding region runs from base 1 to 393 and encodes 130 amino acids.